AUGGCUUUAUUAAAGAUAUGCUGUGGUAUUAUGUUGUACGUUGGCUGUAUUAGUGUACAAGAAAUACAAGGGUUUGAUGUCAGCAAGGAUAACUUGAAUACAACGACAGGCUCGUUGGCGUCAUUACCGACUUCCUCAAAAAUCUCUAUAUUCCAUUGCACAUCUAAGGACUUGUGUCAUUGCCAUAGUUCUAAAGAUAAUAGCAUAGUGGCAGACUGUUCAUAUCUGAAUAUCGAUGCGAUUCCAACGUUUCAUCCUAAUGUCACUGUGAUCCAUCUGAAUGGAAACAAUAUAAAAAAUAUUUCAGGUGAAGGAAUUCCGGAUACGGUUAAAUACUUGGACCUAUCGAGAAACAACUUAGACAUGUUCAUCGGAUUUCCUUUUAAGGAUAUGAAACAAUUACAAUAUUUAGAUUUAAGUGAUAACAAACUUCGAUAUACUAACGCAAUUUACUCCGAAAAUAUAUUUGAGGGAUUGACUCAAUUAAGAUACUUGAACAUACAACAGAAUAACAUUCAUUAUGUAUCAAGAAACUUACAUUUCCCAGUAAGCAUUUCAAAACUGAAUAUGCUUGAGACAUUACUUUUAGAUGGAGUGGAUUUAUCCGGAUUUGACGGAAGGUUCUUGCAGAUGACUAAGUUGAGGACCCUUGAUUUAUCUGGGAACAGCGGAGUAUGUCACCUAGGAAGAUUAAGGUUCGAUUACUUUCAAAACAUGUCAAAUAUCAAAUAUUUAGAUAUCUCCAGUUGCAAUAUUCAUGAAAUUGACAUUGGAACUUUUCGUGGAUUGACAAAUCUCUAUUCGCUAAAUAUUUCUUUCAACGAAUGUCUGACAUUUCGAGUACUUCCGAACGUUACACAUGAUUUACAAUAUACUCGUAUUCGUAUUUUAGACAUUAGUGGUUUACAUUGUACGUUUGGACCUAGUACAGUUAUAUACAGGGAAGAUGUUAUACACCUGAAAAACACAAACUUAACACAUGUGUACAUUGACAAUAAUCGUUUGGUUAUGCUUGAUGUUGGCGUGGCAGGAUUAAUUCCUAAAACAUUAGAAUUCAUAUCAGCAAAAUAUAAUAGCCUAACAUUUGGCAUAUACAUUAUUGAGCUAAUGUCGUCUUUACCAAGUAUUCAAAUAGUACAUGCGGAUUACCAAAAGUAUUCUCACAAUUUGCAAUCGGGUAAAAGUGAUUGUAAAGAUUGGCGGGCACCACCAUCGUCAGAUGAGAAAAUUUCCUUCAGCGUAUCGACAGAGUUACUCGACUGUAACAGGAACCCUCUCUUAAAAUUGCAUCAUGACAGUCAUAUUUUAUCUACAUAUCCUCUGCCCCCUUCGCUUAGAGAACUUUACUAUAGUUAUAAUGCUUUUGAUUUUGAAAUCGGUGCAAUUGAUUUUAGAAAUAUUAAUCUCACAGUUAUUGAUGUCAGUAAUAAUUUCUUACAUUCAUGGAAAGGGACAAUAGUAAACGUGCCAUUUUUGAAAUAUAUCGAUUUAUCAAAUAAUUACUGUACUCACAUCUCUGAAAAUUUCUUUAUGGUCGAAAAUGUCUUAGAGACACUAUUAAUUCAAAACAAUUUAUUAGGGUUGGUGCUCUACGAAGAUGUUAACGGCAACAUAUUCAAGACUCUUCAGAGUUUGAAAAUUAUCAACCUAUCUAGAAAUCACAUAUAUACAUUACCGGCACUGCUCUUCAGAAACCAACAUGAACUUCAGAUACUGAAUUUGAGUAACAACGCAUUGAAUGAGUUAAGUCUCGAUAUAUCACAUAUGAAACAUCUACAAUAUAUCGAUCUUACCCAUAAUCAGCUUAGAAGAAUAAAUCGGGAUCAACGAGACCAGAUAGAUAGCUUAAAGGACAACAAUUUAACCAUUAAUUUGCAAGGGAAUCGUAUGGACUGCUCGUGUGAGGAACUCGAUUUCCUUAAAUGGUUAGGUCGAAACAAAGAUUUGUUUGAACAUUUUCUAACAUACAAAUGUGCUUUCUCCAACGGAACAGAAAUAACGUUUUCCAAUUUUGAUACAACCUUGUUGGAAAUAAGUAAGUCGUGUGAUAGUUAUAUAGGUAUCAUAGCAGUGUGUGCUUCAGUGAUUCUGUUGUCGGUAACCUUUGUGAUUUCUGGUAUGAUCUACCGCUACAGGUGGAAACUGCGUUAUCUGUUUUACAUGGCGAAGACCCAGUAUCGUGGUUAUAGACCCGUCGUUAAUGCGGAAGACGAUGAUGACUACCUGUAUGAUGCAUUUAUAUCAUAUUGUUCAGAUGAUUAUAUGUUCGUGGUAAAGGAGAUGCUGAUCCAUUUGGAAGACAAUCACGGGCUGCGACUUUGUCUGCACCAAAGAGACUUCAUACCAGGGGAAGACAUAGCCCAGAACAUCACCAACGCUAUCCACCAAAGCAGGAAAACUGUUAUCAUACUCUCCCGGAACUAUCUUAAUUCGUACUGGUGUAUUUUCGAAUUUAACAUGGCUCGAAUGGAGAGUAUAUAUUCUAGGGGAGGCGACUCUGUCCUUUUAUUGGUGUUCUAUGAGGAUAUUCCGCCUCGAGAUUUACCACUGUCGUUACUGGAUAUUAUUGAGAGCAAAACCUAUAUCGAGUAUCCCCGUGGUGACUUGCAUGGUAAUGUUGUGUUUUGGGACGAAUUAGCGUCAUCGAUUUCUUUACGUGCGACAACUUCAGUUUGA
Molecule: messenger RNA, 2676 nt
Organism: Ylistrum balloti
Lineage: Eukaryota; Metazoa; Mollusca; Bivalvia; Pectinida; Pectinidae
Product: toll-like receptor 4
Exons: 2
Coding region: 1-2676 (891 amino acids)
Biological process (GO): immune response; toll-like receptor signaling pathway
Cellular component (GO): membrane
Molecular function (GO): transmembrane signaling receptor activity; protein binding
Source: RefSeq, a predicted model, not a curated record